GGCUGACUAAAUACUUUUUUUCCCCACUGUAUGUCACUCCCUAAAACCAUAGGAAUUUCCCCAGGUAAUCACGUCAACAUGGUAGUUAAAUUUGAGUUAACAGCGAUGGAUGAUCGUUAUCCCAUAUUUACAGUGGUGUGUGUACAGUGUUUCCCAUAGGUUUCUUUUCAGCAGCGGUGGCAACGUUAGCGUAGGGGCGUGCUAGUGGCCGUGGUCAAUUGCGUGGUCUCCGACCAAAGAUUUUAAAGGCCCUCCUCUUGGCGGCGUGAACAUUUUACAGUUUUAAAGCCAGUUUCCUGCAAUUCUACACAUUUUGCCAUGGCUUAUGCCAGGUUCGUAUGCUAUCUGAGUGACUCAAACAUUAUAACAAAAUCAAUGGGGUGCCCAUGUCAUGACACUUUUGGAAUUUUAGAUUCUCUCCGACUCUAGUUUUUAUUGGUGAUUGUUAGUUCUCAGGGACUAGAGUCACCCUAUGAGGAAGUACCAGCGCAUCAUGUACUGGUUCCCCAAGUUCAAGCACGCCUUCCCCGUCCCCCUGCAGCUCCCUGGGGACCCUGUAGACUUGGCCCGCCUCAGUCUCCACCGCAUCGCUAACGACCUGGGCGCUAAGGUCACGGUCUGCCAGAUGCCUUGUACUGACAUCUCAGAGUCAGGGGAGGAGAUCACCUUCCCACACUACCUAGGUAGAUAAUCAGAGUUCCCUCUUUUUUACAUACAAACUACCAGGGAUCCGAAUCCCAGGAUCUCAGAUUCUCUUUUCAGUAGAUGUACUCGUAUUCUGUGGUCAGCCGGUAUUUAAGUUAUCAGUUAUUAUUGGCUAGGUGCAACUCCAGAGGAUGCACUGCAAACAUACGGUUCUCAAUAUCGUUGUCUGUUUAAAUGGUAAACCCUGCCUUUUCUCAUCCUGUCAGGGAUCCAGCCCAGCCCAGAUGGAGCUGCUGGCUAAACAUAACCCCAACAGGCCUGUGUUUGUGGAGGGCCCCUUCCCCCAGUGGCUGAGGAAGACAUAUUCAGGGCUGAUCAACUGCCCCCUGAGGAAAAGGUGGAGGAGCCAUACGAUCCAGAGAGGUGUUUCGACUACCCUGUUCAGCUGGACCUGGACUUCGAAUGACUACCUCCUCUCUUUACCCCACACGUACAAUUAUCUUUGGCCGGCCGGCCAGAUAGGUAGCUUCGACGUGGAAGACGUGGAUGAAGGGGCGAGUUUCGCAAUGUGUAUGACGAGCCGGGGGGAACAGGCCACCCUGAACCAGUGGAUCUCAGGCCUGCAGGAGACCAACCCCACCCAGUUCCGCCUGGAGGCCGAACCCAGGGAGCGGCAUAUCCUGAGCCUGGACACGGGUACAGACAGGGGGGAGAUGAAGAAACAGGGGCCAGGGCAGAGAGACAGACAGAGCCAGAUAUUGUUGUGGAGGAGGGACAUUGCCGUAGCCAGGGAGUGAAGCAGUAAACAGCUACAGGACUGUGACAGAGCCCAUUUCUCUACCAGAGAAAGGAUUACCUGGAGAGCUAGCUUUUAUCACAGUGCAUUUAUCAUAACUAACUCUCCCUUGUCAGGUCACUCCUGGCCCUCAUCAUAAAAUCUGGUAAUAGGAUGACAUUCAAUAAGUGGAUUUAAUACGAAAGUAUACUGUACCCAUCUAUUGUCAACUCGUAUGAUCUUGUAUGUUUCAAGAAACCAAGCUUAGGUACUUAAGUAUGUAACCUGAUGCCCUCUAAACUCAUUUAAUGUUGUUGUAAAUGUCUGACAGGGCUCUUGCAGGAACUUUUAAUUUGCACCGUGUGUCAAGAUUCAAGAAAGUCUCAAAUCAUCAGAAAACAAUACAUUAUUUACACGGCUGAUGUACGUCAUCUCUUAUGCGUAACCUACUGUAUUCAUACAAUAUUGUCAUUAUAUUUGGAACUUUGUACCUCAGUGAAGGGUGACAUCAUACCCUAAAUCUCAGUGUUGAAACUAGUGUGCAUUUACAUUAACUCAGUCAGUUGCCUUAAAUGGUAAAUAUGUAUCACCUUUUCAAAACAUUUGAAGUGAAUUAUGCACAAUUUUUACUUAACUUUAUCCCCAUUUUCAACAAUACAGAAAGAUACUGUUGAAAUAUGUGGGCUCAUAUACACUCUCCUUGAUAGCAGGUACUAUCAAUAAAUCAGAACCACUUUUAAAAGAUACAAAAAGGGUUUAUUAGUACCGAAAAGGCAUUUGAACAUUCCCUUUUAAAACAGAUAAACAAGGUAGGAACCAAUUCAAAGAGGAACAUUCUAAAACAGGUAAAAUCAUACAGCUUGGUCAGUGUCCCCUGUACAUUUACAGUUUGUCACAGCUGUACAAGAAAAAGUUCAUCACAGUACAAUCUGUUUUCAAUGCAGUUUCAGUCUGUUAAGACAACAGAAGACUGACUUCCAAAGCUUUGUGCUCUACAGGACGUUGUUUUCAGCAUAUUGGUGAACCAAAAACAAUGGAAAUGGACAUCUUUUCCACACAUUUUCUGUUACAUAUAGGAAGUAUACAAACAUCCCAGCAACAGGGCCAAUGGAUCUUCAAUCUUUUUUUGUUUGUUUAAAAAGUAAUAAAAAUAAAACAUAUGCUGAUAAUUGAUUGUUAAAAUCAGGGAUACAAUUAAAUAAAAAUUAAAUAAUUAUGUAUAUUUGUUGCCGCUGACUGAUUGUUCAGACUAAAUAAAGGCAUUAAAAAAUAUAGUUGAUGUAUACAGUAUGAAUAGACAAGGAAAUAUGAAUCCGAAACAAUGUGAGCAACCAUUAAGUGAUAGGCAUUGAAAUAAUACAUGAAAGGGUAUUGCCAUUUCACCACCCCUCUAAACAGAACUAUCUGUGUUGUAUUUACAGUGCAGAAAUACAUUUCUCAAAUCACCAUUACAAAAACAAUGUUUACAUUUAUUAAAAAGGAAGAACAUUUUAUAUUCCAGAACAAUGAUUUAUUAAAACAAUGUUGUUGUUUUGUGUGUCAAAUAAGUAUUUUGAAGAGUCAGUCUUGUAGAUACAGUAUGCUGCAAGAAAAAUUAUUAUAUACCAGUACUUUUUAGGACAUAUUUAGAAUACCCUCAUGCAAGGAUGUCCCUUUUUGAAAAGGGAAGGAAAAAGAAACAGAUGGUCUUUGACCUGAAUAACAAUUGAUUGUUAAUACAGUACAAAACUUUAUACAAAACUGAUAGUAAUUGUGAGAAAUAUUAAAUAAACAUAUCAUUAAGUGAAAUUAUAAAAUGUACUGUAUGUACAGACGAAUAUCAAUCAUUGAACAAUUGAUCACCUGUAGACCACUUCAAUGGACGCAUGGUCUCCAAGUCAAAUUCACAGGUCUGCUAUUUACCCUUAAAACCUGGAUCAUAUUGAUCCUGAUACAUUGAGAAGACCAAGGACAUGUCAUUCAUUCAGAUUGAAGAACAUCACUGACCUGUUUGUCAUGGACACAUAACAGGGACGUUAAGUUAACCCAGUGCUGUAGACUGAGGGAGAGUCCUGACUGUGCUUUAGUAUGUUAUAAAGCAUUAUAGAGUCCAGUGACAUCCCUCAUUGAUAUUACGUUUUGGUGUUUAGGGCACAGGAGACAUGGUGUAGCAGUAGUGAAUGAUGAUCGCUACAAAAUUGCGCUAUCGAAAACAGCAAGAAGAUACAUACAUUCGUGUGUGUGUAUUUAUCCCAGUUAAUGAGGUAAAGCUUGCCUCUUGUGGUUCCAUGUCCCCUAUACAGGUAUACAGUUCAAGUUUAGUUCAUUCUUUGUAGAGGUGAACUUCUCCGUAAAAAUCAAUACACAAAAGAAAAAACAGCAGUGUUUUCUCUUACUCUUCUCACAAUGGCCUUCUAUUGUUGUUUUAUGCUGUCUGGAAUUUAGCUAUUUGUGCUUCUGCAAAUUACGACAAAUUAGUAGGAGAAGGUACGAGUUUGUCAAACAAUGUCCGACAUAUGUGUAGU
This is a messenger RNA of Coregonus clupeaformis (lake whitefish), 3924 nucleotides long. RefSeq names its product evolutionarily conserved signaling intermediate in Toll pathway, mitochondrial-like. NCBI's taxonomy places the organism in Eukaryota, Metazoa, Chordata, Actinopteri, Salmoniformes, Salmonidae. Gene Ontology annotation, cellular component: mitochondrion. The coding region runs from base 837 to 1442 and encodes 201 amino acids. The record is from RefSeq and is a predicted model, not a curated record. The transcript has 4 exons.